GUGAACCGAGAAACGAGAAUUUAAUUUACAGUUAUAUUUUGUUGACGCACAAUUUUCUUGAUUCCUUCAUUUAUCAAGGAUGUGUAAUUUUUGGAAGCUUGUCUGAUCCAGUUGACCUAGAAUGAAAGAAAUUAAAAUUUUUAACUUAUAAUUUUACUUGAAAUGCUGCAUUUUUUAAGUGUAUAUCUUCGUAUAGAUGAAAUUUAAAAAACUGGAAAAUAUAGAGUGCAAUAUGACAGUCAAAGCUGAAAAAGAAAUUAAAAAUUCAGGAGACAAACAAAUGGCAUAUAAAAACGAGGAGAAGGAUACAGAAAACUUAAAUUGGUGGUUAUUUUUUAUUGUUAUUGUCAUCCUGACUGCUGGUACCAGGUUUUACAAAGUGGCAGAACCACAACAUGUGUGUUGGGAUGAAACUCAUUUCGGCAAAAUGGGUAGUUGGUACAUUAACAGAACAUUUUUCUUUGAUGUUCAUCCCCCUCUUGGCAAGAUGCUGAUAGCUCUUUCUGGUUAUUUGACCGGAUAUGAUGGUAAAUUUCCUUUUGAAAAACCUGGCGAUAAAUACGAAAACGUAAACUACGUUGGAAUGAGAGUGUUUUGCACAUUUUUGGGAGCAACGAUAGUUCCUCUUUCAUUCCUGACAGUUUGGGAUCUGACAAAAUCUUUACGAGCUGCUACAGUUUCUGGUCUACUCGUUCUAUGUGAUAUUGGCCUAUUGACGCUGAAUCAGUACAUUCUUUUGGAUCCAAUUCUUUUAUGCUUUAUGAUGUGUGCAACAUGGGGAAUGGCACGUGUACAUUCAUUGCAAAAUCGACCAUUUACCGUUUCCUGGUGGGGUUGGCUCGCAUUUACUGGAAUUUCCCUUGCUUGCACCAUAAGUGUCAAAUUCGUUGGACUCUUUGUCGUUCUUCUCGUAGGACUUUACACCAUCCACGAACUUUGGCGAGAACUAGGAAAUUUAAAUGAACCCAUAACGAAUGUCGGAAAACAUUUAUUGGCGAGAUGUGUUUGUUUAAUUGUAUUCCCAAUUUUACUCUACAUGGCCUUUUUCUACGUCCAUUUAAAUAUUCUUAACAAAAGUGGAAGCGGAGAUGGAUUUUAUAGUUCGGAAUUUCAGUCACUUCUGCAAGGAAAUUCUCUGCAUAAUGCGACAAUGCCUCGACAAUUGGCUUAUGGGGCUUCAAUUACUUUGAAAAAUCACAGAACUGGAGGUGGAUAUUUGCACUCUCAUUGGCAUAUUUAUCCAGAAGGAAUUGGUGCUCGACAGCAACAGAUCACGACAUACUCGCACAAAGAUGACAAUAAUUUAUGGUUAGUAAAAAAAUACGAUACAGAAGAAAUACCAGAGAAACCAGUUUUAGUUAAACAUGGCGAUUUAAUUCGUUUGGAACAUGUUGUCACUCGAAGGAAUUUACAUUCUCACAAGGAAAUUGCUCCGGUUUCUAAAAAACAUUAUCAAGUCACUGGCUAUGGAGAGAAUGGAACAGGAGAUGCAAAUGAUGUCUGGAAGGUUUUGAUCGAUCAUGGAAAGGAAGGAGAUGUCGUUGAAACCGUCUCGAGUAAAUUAAAAUUCGUUCACUAUUUACAUCACUGUGCUUUAACCUGCAGUGGAAAAACUUUACCGAAAUGGGCAUUUAAUCAGCAAGAGGUGUCUUGCAAUCCUAAUAUGAGGGACAAAAAUGCCUUGUGGAAUAUUGAAGAUAAUAAUUACGCCAAGUUGCCGAAUGUGAGUUUCCAAGUUUACGCGCCAGGAUUUUUGAAAAGAUUUAUAGAAUCGCAUGCUGUAAUGUUGCAAGGAAAUUCUGAUUUGAAAGUCAAAGAAGGAGAAAUUUCUUCGAAGCCUUGGCACUGGCCUAUUAAUUAUAGAGGUCAAUUUUUUUCUGGAAACGAGCAGAAGAUUUAUUUGCUCGGAAACCCGAUAAUUUGGUGGGGAAAUCUGCUGUUUCUUGCCAUUUUUAUUUUUCUUCUUAUACACGCCGCUGUGAGAGAACAACGCGGGCUUGUAGAAACUACGGCUGGUGUGGAGCAAAGAAGAAAAAUUAUGAAUGCGGGAGGCUGGCUUUUUAUUGGAUGGCUACUUCAUUAUGUUCCUUUCUGGGCUAUGACUCGGAUUUUAUAUUUUCAUCACUACUUCCCAGCAUUACUUUUUAAUUCUAUGCUGACUGCUAUAACUUUGGAUCAUAUUGCAGAGAGCAUUUUGAUUUUCUUUCCGAAUAGGAUAGGAAAAACGGUUUAUCAUAUAUUGGCGGCUUUUUUUAUAUCAACUGUUGUGUAUAGCUUCUACCUAUUUUCGCCAUUAGCUUAUGGGAUGGAAGGACCUUCUGCAGCUGAUGCUAAAAUUUCGAUGCAUUCGCUGCGUUGGAUGGACACUUGGGAAUUUUAAAGAAAAUAAUUCUAGAAUUUAUUUUUUAGAAUCUUGAAUUUGAUAUACGUACGUACUUAAUUAUUAUUUGUGCAUUGAAUUCGGAAAGAUUCGGUAUUUAUUGUAUUUAUUGUGAAUUACGUAUUCACGCUGAAUUUUGUGUACUGACUGUUAUGGCUCUACGAGGAAUUUUUAUGUUUUUUUACGGAUUUAUA
Molecule: messenger RNA, 2574 nt
Organism: Belonocnema kinseyi
Lineage: Eukaryota; Metazoa; Arthropoda; Insecta; Hymenoptera; Cynipidae
Gene: twisted
Product: protein O-mannosyl-transferase 2
Exons: 15
Coding region: 197-2380 (727 amino acids)
Biological process (GO): protein O-linked glycosylation via mannose
Cellular component (GO): membrane; endoplasmic reticulum
Molecular function (GO): dolichyl-phosphate-mannose-protein mannosyltransferase activity
Source: RefSeq, a predicted model, not a curated record